Molecule: messenger RNA, 1123 nt
Organism: Scleropages formosus (Asian bonytongue)
Lineage: Eukaryota; Metazoa; Chordata; Actinopteri; Osteoglossiformes; Osteoglossidae
Gene: rhol
Product: rhodopsin, like
Exons: 1
Coding region: 65-1123 (352 amino acids)
Biological process (GO): visual perception; phototransduction; G protein-coupled receptor signaling pathway
Cellular component (GO): membrane
Molecular function (GO): G protein-coupled receptor activity
Source: RefSeq, a predicted model, not a curated record
UGAACUGUCUCCCGCGCAGCCACACGUUACACCACUGCUGAGGGACUGACGGCGAGCGGCAGCCAUGAACGGCACAGAAGGCCCCAACUUCUACGUCCCCUUUUCCAACGCCACCGGCGUGGUGAGGAGCCCCUUUGAGUACCCGCAGUACUACCUAGCCGAGCCGUGGGCGUUCUCCGCGCUGGCAGCCUACAUGUUCUUCCUCAUCCUCUUCGGCUUCCCCAUCAACUUCCUCACACUGUACGUGACCAUCGAGCACAAGAAGCUGAGGACGCCCCUAAACUACAUCCUGCUCAACCUGGCCGUGGCCGACCUCUUCAUGGUCUUCGGAGGCUUCACAACCACGAUGUACACGUCAAUGCACGGCUACUUCGUCUUCGGCACCACCGGUUGCAACCUAGAAGGAUUCUUUGCUACCACCGGCGGUGAGAUUGCCCUCUGGUCCCUGGUCGUGCUGGCCGUCGAGAGGUGGAUGGUCGUCUGCAAGCCCGUGAGCAACUUCCGAUUCGGCGAGAACCACGCCAUCAUGGGUGUUGCGCUCACCUGGGUGAUGGCGUGCAGCUGCUCUGUGCCGCCGCUCUUCGGCUGGUCCCGCUACAUCCCCGAGGGCAUGCAGUGCUCAUGCGGGAUCGACUACUACACCAUGAAGCCCGAGGUCAACAAUUACUCCUUUGUCAUCUACAUGUUCAUCGUCCACUUCACCAUCCCCCUGAUCAUCGUGUUCUUCUGCUACGGCCGUCUGGUGUGCACCGUAAAGGAAGCUGCCGCCCAGCAGCAGGAGUCCGAGACCACCCAGAGGGCCGAGAGGGAGGUCACCCGCAUGGUCAUCAUCAUGGUCAUCUCCUUCCUGAUAUGCUGGUUGCCGUACGCAGGUGUCGCCUGGUGGAUCUUCACCCACCAAGGCUCCGAUUUUGGGCCUGUCUUCAUGACAGCGCCGGCUUUCUUUGCCAAGGCUGCCUCCAUCUACAACCCCAUCAUCUACAUCUGCAUGAACAAGCAGUUCCGCCACUGCAUGAUCACCACCCUGUGCUGCGGCAAGAACCCCUUCGAGGAGGAAGAGGGCGCCUCCACCACGGCCUCCAAGACCGAGGCCUCCUCAGUGUCCUCCGUGUCCCCGGCGUAA